Messenger RNA from Onychostoma macrolepis, 1955 nucleotides. It is a transcript of the gene ranbp1, whose product is annotated as RAN binding protein 1. Gene Ontology annotation, biological process: nucleocytoplasmic transport; positive regulation of mitotic centrosome separation. The record is from RefSeq and is a predicted model, not a curated record. NCBI's taxonomy places the organism in Eukaryota, Metazoa, Chordata, Actinopteri, Cypriniformes, Cyprinidae. Gene Ontology annotation, cellular component: nuclear pore; cytoplasm; centrosome. The coding region runs from base 143 to 790 and encodes 215 amino acids. The transcript is spliced from 6 exons. Gene Ontology annotation, molecular function: GTPase activator activity.
AAGCGCGCGCUGACGUCGCGCUGACGUCACCGCACCUCUUCUCCCGUUAUGCGCGCGCGAAAGUAGCGGAGUGAAAUCUACGAGCUAACGCUGAUCAAACCGAACAGAAACUCUCCCUAAUCUUCAAACAUCUGCAAAUACUAUGGCGGACCCAAAGGAGGCAAAAGAUGAUCAUGAUGCUCCCACAGAAAAUGUAGAGGACGCCAACCAUGACCCUCAUUUUGAACCCAUUGUCUCACUACCUGAGCAGGAUGUCAAGACCCUUGAGGAAGAUGAGGAAGAACUUUUCAAGAUGAGGGCAAAGCUGUAUCGUUUUGCCAGUGAGAAUGAUCCCCCAGAGUGGAAGGAGCGUGGGACGGGUGAUGUCAAACUCCUGCGACACAAAGAGAAGGGUUCAAUCCGCCUUCUCAUGAGGAGAGACCGUACCCUCAAAAUCUGUGCCAACCAUCACAUUAUGCCGUUGAUGGAGCUGAAGCCCAAUGCAGGCAGCGACAGGGCCUGGGUGUGGAAUACACUUGCUGACUUUGCAGAUGAAAAACCCAAACCAGAACUUCUGGCUAUUCGGUUCCUCAAUGCAGAGAAUGCACAGAAGUUCAAGAUGAAGUUUGAUGAAUGCAAAGAAGAGGUCAGAAAGUUCCUAGAAGGUAGCAUGAACAGUGCUAACAAAGUUGCGGAGAAGCUGGAGGAGCUGUCUGUGAAUGAUGACAAGACAAAGAGUUCAGGGGACAAGAAAGAAGAGGUGAAGGAAGAGAAGAAAGAGGAGAAGGCUGGUGAGGAGGAGAAGAAAUGAGCCCAGGAACGUAGCUUCAUACGGAUCCUCCACUUGCCAUUUUCCCCUUUUCUACAACAGACUCUGAAAAUGAAAAAUUGGACACUUGUUUUCUUUUUGGCCUCGACUUCACAAGACCUUGGUGCCACUCUUAAUGCAUCCAUUUCUCAAUCAUUAAGAUGUUGUGAGCUUUUGUCCCAUUCACAAACUUUCAUAUUGCCCUUCAUUUUCCCAUACAUUGUGGACCAGUCAGCAGUCAUCAUGUAUUUGUGUAUUUACAUGACAUGCUAUGAUACAAGGCUUGUGCUAUUGAUUGAUUCCCACAUUGGGUAACCUCUUUUGUUGUUUUUCUUUUGUACUUUAAAGAGUUAUAUUGCGAGUGUCUAGAUGAGCACUGUCUGAUAAGAGAGCGGGCUGUAUGAGUUGAUAGGGAGAAUGAGUAUCUGAGAUCUUUGACUUUUCCUUACAAUAAAGUCACACGAGGAACAUUUGACUUCUCUGUGGCUUGAAUUUACUAUUGAAUGGCUAAAAUGACUCAUUUUUCUGUGGAGGGCUGCAUCUGGCAAAAAAAAAAGUCAGCUCUGUCACGAAUAACUGAAGUAAGUUUUCAACCUGUUAUGAGUGUGACCCUCUUCUGUUUGAAAUGGUAAUCAAGAAAAUAAAAAAGUGGUUAACUGUCAAUUGAUUGUGGCAACAAGGAUUUAAAAUGUUGAGGGACCUGUGUUGUGAUAAUGCACAAUAAAUGCUUCUUUUUUUAAAUAUAGGAAGAUAAAUGAAAUAAAUAGGUACUGUAUCACUAAAUAUGGUUUUCAUUCCAUAAGGGUUAACUUAAAUUCCAAGAAACAGCACUGAUCGAGAUUUACAAGGGCAUACCUGAGGUUUAUCGUAUGGAAUCUUAUAAUGAUUGCAUGCACAAUACUUUUGGCUCUUAGACAUUGUUUUGCUUUUAUUUAUUUUUUAUUUUGAAUGUAUGUUUUAGGAAUUGAGAUUUUGAUAUUGUGUUUGAUGAACAGCAAAAGUUCAACAUUCCUGGUUUUUGAGCAUUUUUGAUAAAAGCAGCAGUCCCUUAAAUUACGUUUGGCAUUUGAUGAUUGACUUGAGAUCUCACAUUUUAUUGUGGUGACUAAUUAUAAAUCAUGUAAAAGGGUUGUGAUCAAACCAAAUUAAAGACUGAUGCUUUGUCAUA